Messenger RNA from Tinamus guttatus (white-throated tinamou), 2353 nucleotides. The record is from RefSeq and is a predicted model, not a curated record. Lineage: Eukaryota; Metazoa; Chordata; Aves; Tinamiformes; Tinamidae.
GGGGCUUGUCCUGGCGUCAGGCAGCUGGAGAAUGAACGGAGAAGCCGAGUGCCCUACGGACUUGGAAAUGACAGCGCCCAAAAACCAAGACCGCUGGUCGCAGGAGGACAUGCUGACGCUGCUGGAGUGCAUGAAGAACAACCUGCCCUCCAACGACGGGAGCAAGUUCAAAACCACCGAGUCCCACCUGGACUGGGAGAAGGUGGCGUUCAAGGACUUCUCGGGGGAGAUGUGCAAGAUGAAGUGGAUGGAGAUUUCCAACGAGGGGAGGAAGUUCCGGACCCUCACGGAGCUCAUCAUGGACGCGGAAGAGCACGUCAAGAACCCCUACAAGGGCAAGAAGCUCAAGAAACACCCCGACUUCCCCAAGAAGCCGCUCACUCCCUACUUCCGCUUCUUCAUGGAGAAGCGCGCCAAGUACGCCAAGCUGCACCCCGAGAUGAGCAACCUGGAUCUCACCAAGAUCCUCUCCAAGAAGUACAAGGAGCUUCCCGAGAAGAAAAAGAUGAAAUACAUCCAGGACUUCCAGCGGGAGAAGCAGGAGUUCGAGAGGAACCUGGCGAGGUUCAGGGAAGACCACCCGGACCUCAUCCAGAACGCCAAGAAAUCCGACGUCCCCGAAAAGCCCAAGACCCCCCAGCAGCUGUGGUACAACCACGAGAAGAAGAUCUACUUGAAAGUGCGUCCAGAUGCCACCACGAAGGAGGUGAAAGAGUCGCUGGGCAAGCAGUGGUCUCAACUGUCGGAUAAAAAGAGGCUGAAAUGGAUUCAUAAGGCCCUGGAACAGCGGAAGGAGUACGAGGAGAUCAUGCGCGACUACAUCCAGAAGCACCCCGAGCUCAACCUCAGCGAGGAGGGCAUCACGCGCUCCACGCUCACCAAGGCCGAGCGGCAGCUCAAGGACAAGUUCGACGGGCGACCCACGAAGCCACCACCGAACAGCUACUCCCUGUACUGCGCCGAGCUGAUGGCCAACAUGAAAGACGUGCCCAGCACGGAGCGGAUGGUGCUGUGCAGCCAGCAGUGGAAGCUGCUCUCGCAGAAGGAGAAGGACGCGUACCACAAAAAGUGCGAUCAGAAAAAGAAAGACUACGAGAUCGAGCUGCUCCGCUUCCUGGAGAGCCUGCCCGAGGAGGAGCAGCAGCGGGUGCUGGGCGAGGAGAAGAUGCUGGGGGGCCACCGGAAAGGGGCCACGAGGCCCGCGUCCAAAAAAGGCCCCGUGUCGCACCCGAAGACCAGCUCGUAGAAGCCCAAGCGGCCCAUCUCUGCCAUGUUCAUCUUCUCGGAGGAGAAGCGGAAGCAGCUGCAGGAGGAGCGGCCGGAGCUGUCGGAGAGCGAGCUCACGCGGCUGCUGGCGCGCAUGUGGAACGACCUCUCCGAGAAGAAGAAGGCCAAGUACAAGGCGCGGGAGGCGGCGAUGAAGGCGCAGUCGGAGAAGAAGCACGGCUCCGAUAAGGAGGAGCGCGGCAAGCUGCCCGAGUCCCCCAAGACGGCCGAGGAGAUCUGGCAGCAGAGCGUCAUCGGCGACUACCUGGCUCGCUUCAAGAACGACCGGAGCAAAGCGCUGAAGGCCAUGGAGGCCACUUGGAACAACAUGGAGAAGAAGGAGAAGCUCAUGUGGAUCAAGAAAGCGGCGGAGGAUCAGAAGCGAUACGAGCGGGAGCUGAGCGAGAUGCGGGCCCCGCCGUGCUCCACCAACGCUGCCAAGAAGAUGAAGUUCCAGGGCGAGCCCAAGAAACCCCCCAUGAACGGUUACCAGAAAUUCUCCCAGGAGCUGCUCUCCAACGGGGAGCUGAACCACCUGCCGCUCAAGGAGCGCAUGGUGGAGAUCGGCAGCCGCUGGCAGCGCAUCUCCCAGGGCCAGAAGGAGCACUACAAGAAGCUCGCCGAGGAGCAGCAGAAGCAGUACAAGGUGCACCUCGACAUCUGGCUCAAGAGCCUGUCCCCGCAGGAGCGAGCCGCCUACAAGGAGCACACCUCCAACAAACGCAAGAGCAUAGGGAAGAUGCGGGGCCCCAACCCCAAGAUGAAGCCCACGAUGCAGUCCAAGUCGGAGUCCGAGGAUGACGACGAUGACGAUGAUGACGACGAGGAGGACGACGACGAAGACGACGAUGAUGACGACGACAACGGCGACUCGUCGGAGGAGGGCGCCGACUCCUCCGAGUCGAGCAGCGAGGAGGAGAGCGAGGACGGGGACGAGGACAGGGGCGGCGGGGGGCCGGGGAGGCAGGACGAGAACGACGAGGAUGAGGACGAGGAGGACGAGGACGACGAGGACGACAACGACUCGGAGGGCAGCAGCUCCUCCUCCUCCUCCUCGGGGGACUCGUCCGACUCCGACUCCAACUGA